Blumeria graminis f. sp. triticale is the source of this 111-nucleotide messenger RNA. Lineage: Eukaryota; Fungi; Ascomycota; Leotiomycetes; Helotiales; Erysiphaceae. The record is from the annotation of a GenBank genome assembly.
AUGGUUGAUGGAAGGGUGAAAGUCUCUAGCGCAAAGGUUUCUAGUGGCAUCAGCGAAUGCACCAACAACAUGAGUGAUCUAAAUGUCAAACUGAGUUAUAGUCGUAGUUAG